AUGUACACGAAAUCUUGUUGGCAGCCAGCCUCAGCCUAUAAGAGCAUUCAUUGUCGAAUAUCACAUACUCCUCCAACCUUCUCACAGCCACAAGCAGUUCUAUUGAGGUUUGACUCCAUAUGCCUUCGUUAUUCCCCGUAUACGACUCUGCCACCCCCCACCCCACCCCCAACCGUACGAGGCGCAGGAAGGGACGAAGAUGAUGGAUUCACAGAAGUGCUCUGCUCGCAGCAGUCAACAUCAGACGACACCGCCUCCAAUUUACCUGGCUCUGGUGGGAUGCUUGGACUUCUCUACUCACGCUGGGGACGGGCUCUUGAAGCUGCUAUUAGACAGGUCGCACAUAGAGGUGGACUUGGUCCCAAGGCAGUGGCUUCUCGAAUCAAGCAUGUCGAGUUUAAAGGAGUAAGGAGUCCCGGGAACAGCGAGCCAGGUACGGAGGGUCAUGUUCGGCAAGUAUUACGUUGGACUGUGAAGGACGAGAGUGAAGCAAAGCUUCGUUCAGGCUGUCGGAAACUCGCGAAACACGCCACUGCAGAGGUAUGGGACACGAGAUCUGAAGCAGUAUCUCAGAUCAUUCAGGUGGUCACAACCGAUCCACGUUUACGCGCCUUCUUCAAAACACCACCAGUCCUUCUGGAUCUGAGAGUUGUUAAACAAGCAUUAUACAUCUCUGGUCACGGAUCGGCGCCGAAGGAGUAUGAGCUCAUAAAGCACAAACGGACUGUGUACUGCGCAACACAAGUACUGCUUGCAACCGAGGACAACCCUCUAAACGGCGUAAUCGAAGAUUUGCUGCAAAAUACUGUUCACAUUUGA
Messenger RNA from Fomitiporia mediterranea MF3/22, 819 nucleotides. RefSeq lists its product as uncharacterized. The record is from RefSeq and is a predicted model, not a curated record. Bases 1 to 819 code for a protein of 272 amino acids. NCBI's taxonomy places the organism in Eukaryota, Fungi, Basidiomycota, Agaricomycetes, Hymenochaetales, Hymenochaetaceae. The transcript has 3 exons.